UUAACAAGCCCUUCCACGUGGGCCGCCCCGUCCCGCCGCCGAUGGCCACCGCCGCCGCCGCUGCGACGUCGUCGUGGCUUCUCCGGAGACCAAUCUCCUCCAUCCUCCUCGCUAGGCGCGCGACCCCUAGAGUCCUGCGUACCACCAUCUUCUAUUCCUCCUCCGCAUCCGCCCCCGCCGCACCACCGCCGCCUCCGCCUCCGCUUCCGUCUGACACCUCGGCCGGCGAUGGAGGCUGCGGGAUGAGAUGGGAGUCGGCGCGGAAGAAGAGGGUGGUGCUCCGCGUCGGCUACGUCGGCACCGAGUACCGAGGCCUUCAAAAGCAGCGGGAGCUUAGCGUGGACUCCACCAUUGAGUCAGUCUUGGAAUCUGCCAUCUUCAAGGCAGGAGGCAUUCUUGAGAGCAAUUAUGGAAAACUUCAAAAGGUUGGGUGGGAGAGGAGUAGCCGAACUGAUAAAGGGGUACAUUCGCUGGCUACGAUGAUCUCCCUUAAAAUGGAAAUCCCUGAUAGAGCGUGGGAAAAUGAUCCUGAUGGCAUUUCUCUUGCCAGUUUCAUUAACUCAAAUUUGCCGAACAAUGUCAGAGUUUUUAGUAUCUUACCUGCACAAAGGAGUUUUGAUGUAAGGAGGGAGUGCUUAUACCGUGAGUACUUCUACCUUCUUCCUGCUGAAACUAUUGGAAUUAAAGAUGGUUGUAGUUCUGAAGAAGUGCAAGAACACUUGUCAGAAUUCAACAGCAUACUGAAAGGUUUCGAGGGAAACCAUCCAUUUCAUAAUUACACUGCACGGGCCAAGUACAGAAAAGUUCUUGCGGGAAGUCACCGAAGGGUUAAAGGAGCAUGUUUGCCGUUGAAGUCCAUGUCUUCUGAAACGGGUAUGGAAGAAAACUCUUCUGAAGACAACACUCCUUCAGACCAUGAUGAAGACUUGAAUAUUUCAUCAAUGAUUGAUUCUGGUGUCGAAGACAAUUGUUUGAAUGAUGUUGCCAAACAUUUUGGGAACCAGGUGCAGAUUCAAGCUAGGUGGCUAUAUGAGCCUGAUGAGAGUGAUAGACUAAAUGCUUCACAUUUCAGAGAUAUUAUUACAUGUUCAUGUGGAGAAUUGCAGAGUUCAUCAGGAAUUCAAUUUGUGGAAUUGACCAUAUGCGGAGUAUCUUUCAUGCUACAUCAGAUCCGGAAGAUGGUUGGAACUGCAGUGGCAGUGAAGCGUGGAUUACUACCCAAAGAUAUCAUAGAAUUGUCUCUAGCAAAGUUUUCUAGAAUCGUUCUACCAAUAGCCCCUUCAGAAGUUCUGAUCCUUAGAGAUAAUAGUUUCUGCACAAAAAACAAGGAAGGGAGACUUGUUCGCCCUGGGAUCGAGUCAAUGAACAAAUCGGCAGAAGUCAGGAAGGGGGUUACGGAAUUCUACAAGGCAGCUCUCCUGCCUGAGCUAGCAAAAUUCUUGGAUCCAUCUAUGCCACCAUGGAAGGAAUGGGUGGAGAACUUGGACCAGUUCGCCACCAUACCUGAUUCGCAGCUGGAUGAAGUUAGGGAGGCUUAUAAAAUAUGGAAGGCUGAUUAUGACAGAGUGAAGAUGGCUAAAAAGAGUGCUGACGGCGUCUAAUUUCAUAACUUAGCUGCUCAUAAAGUGGAUGAGGAACUGAAUUGAAUUGUUCUCUGAAGAUAAUAAUGUUUCUCUUGUGCAGCCAAAUCCUUACAUUGGAUCAACUUGAGUAUUCGGUUGGCAAUGUUACCACCUUUUUGGAUGAGAGGGGUUAUUCUUGCAAUUGCCUGGAUUUAGUUCAAAUCUGAAGUACUUCCUAGAGAUUGGGAUCUGAGACCCUCCUGUCGAAGCAGGCCCUUGGUGUUGCAUUUCUAACCCAGGAGAACAAGAGCAAGAGCCUGAGGUAUUGAUCGACUUUACCAGGACAAUUUGCAGGCUGAAAAUAUCGAGAUUUUGUCUUGAAUGAAUUGAAGAUUUACCGAUUGGGUUGAGGCAAGUAAAAAAAAUUCCUCUGAUCUGUUUCACUCAUAUGGUGCCGUUGUAGUUCACUUCACUUUUUUUGAACAAUGGAUUAUAGUUCACUUCAUAUUAUUCAUACAUGGCAUCGUAGUUCACACA
Setaria italica (foxtail millet) is the source of this 2099-nucleotide messenger RNA. Its product is annotated as putative tRNA pseudouridine synthase. NCBI's taxonomy places the organism in Eukaryota, Viridiplantae, Streptophyta, Magnoliopsida, Poales, Poaceae. The transcript has 7 exons. Gene Ontology annotation, biological process: mRNA pseudouridine synthesis; tRNA pseudouridine synthesis. The coding region runs from base 42 to 1601 and encodes 519 amino acids. Gene Ontology annotation, molecular function: RNA binding; pseudouridine synthase activity. Gene Ontology annotation, cellular component: nucleus. The record is from RefSeq and is a predicted model, not a curated record.